Molecule: messenger RNA, 3718 nt
Organism: Loxodonta africana (African savanna elephant)
Lineage: Eukaryota; Metazoa; Chordata; Mammalia; Proboscidea; Elephantidae
Gene: SORCS2
Product: sortilin related VPS10 domain containing receptor 2
Exons: 27
Coding region: 1-3441 (1146 amino acids)
Cellular component (GO): membrane
Molecular function (GO): protein binding
Source: RefSeq, a predicted model, not a curated record
AUGGCGCCCCGGGGACCCCCGUGCGCCCCGCAGGGCCCGGCCGCCUGCUCCCCGCGCCCCUGGCCGUCGCCGCCGCCGCCGCCGCCACGCUCGCGGCCGCUGGAGCUGCUCCUGCUGCUGCUGCUCCUGCUGCUGGUCGCCGGCUGGGCGGCUGGGCGCUCCCCCGAGCCCGGCGCCCCGGGGCCCCGCGCGCGCCUCGCCCGGCAGCCACCCAGCCCGCCCGGCGCAGAGCAGCCCGGCCCGGCUCCGGGUCCCGGCCCGGCUCCCGCUCCUGUUCCCGGCCCGGCUCCGGGUCCCGGCCGGGGGCGCCGCGCGCGGGCGGCGCCGGGGGCCGGGGCGGCUUCGCGGGCGCAGGUCUCGCUCAUCAGCACGUCUUUCGUGCUCAAGGGGGACGCGACGCACAACCAGGCGAUGGUGCACUGGACCGGCGAGAACAGCAGCGUCAUCUUGAUCCUGACCAAGUACUACCACACAGACAUGGGGAAGGUUCUGGAGAGUUCUCUGUGGCGGUCGUCAGAUUUCGGGACGUCCUACACCAAGCUCACGCUGCAGCCUGGCGUCACCACUGUCAUCGACAGCUUCUACAUCUGCCCCACCAACAAGAGGAAGAUCAUCCUUGUGAGUUCGUCGCUCGGCGACCGGGACCAGAGCCUCUUCCUCAGCACCGAUGAGGGAGCCACUUUCCAGAAGCAGCUCAUCUCCUUCUUUGUGGAGACUCUGACUUUCCACCCCAAGGAGGAGGACAAAGUGCUCGCCUACACCAAGGAGAACAAGCUCUAUGUGUCGUCUGACCUGGGGAAGAAGUGGACAUUGCUGCAGGAGCGUGUGACCAAGGAUCACGUAUUCUGGGCUGUGGCUGGAGUGGACAGCGACGCUGACCUGGUCCACAUGGAGGCCCAAGAUCCGAAUGGAGGUUUCCGCUACGUCACCUGCCGGAUCCACAACUGCUCUGAGAAGACGCUGAGGGCGCCGUUCGCAGGCCCUAUUGACCACGGCUCCCUGACGGUGCAGGACGGCUAUGUCUUCUUUAAGACAACCUCAACGAACCGGACCAAGUACUACGUCUCUUAUCGUCGCAAUGGAUUUGUCCUGAUGAAGCUGCCAAAGUACGCAUUGCCCAAGGACCUGCAGAUCAUUAGCACAGAUGAGAGCCAGGUGUUCAUGGCAGUGCAGGAAUGGCACCAGGUGGACACGUACAACCUGUACCAAUCAGACCCGAGUGGUGAGCUGUACUCGCUGGUGCUGGAGCAUGUACGCAGCUCGAGACAGGCCGAGGAGAGCGUGCUCGUGGACAUCCUUGAGGUCAGAGGGGUGAAAGGUGUCUUCCUGGCGAACCAGAAAGUCGACGGAAAGGUGAUGACGCUUAUCACCUACAACAAGGGCCGAGACUGGGCUUAUCUGAGGCCGCCCAGCACGGACAUGAAUGGGAAACCCACCAACUGCCAGCCCCCGGACUGCCACCUACACCUGCACCUGCGCUGGGCAGACAACCCCUAUGUGUCGGGCACCGUGCACACCAAGGACACUGCCCCAGGCCUCAUCAUGGGUGCAGGUAACCUGGGCUCGCAACUGGUGGAGUACAAAGAAGAAAUGUACAUCACGUCCGACUGUGGGCAUACCUGGCGGCAGGUGUUUGAGGAGGAGCACCACAUCUUGUACCUGGACCACGGAGGCGUCAUAGUGGCCGUCAAGGACACCUCCAUCCCCCUGAAGGUCCUCAAGUUCAGUGUGGACGAGGGCCUCACGUGGAGCACCCACAACUUCACCAGCACCUCAGUGUUCGUGGACGGGCUGCUGAGUGAGCCGGGGGAUGAGACGCUGGUUAUGACGGUCUUUGGUCACAUUAGCUUCCGCUCUGACUGGGAGCUGGUCAAGGUAGACUUCCGGCCCUUGUUCCCACGGCCAUGCAGCGAGGACGACUACAGCUCCUGGGAGCUCAUAGACUUGCAGGGCGACCACUGCAUCAUGGGCCAGCAGAGAAGUUUCCGGAAGAGAAAGCCCACAUCCUGGUGCAUCAAGGGGAGGAGCUUCACGUCAGCGCUCACAUCCCAUGUGUGUGAGUGCAGGGACUCGGACUUCCUCUGUGACUACGGGUUUGAGCGCACCCAGGACUCAGAGUCCAACGCCAGCAAGUGCUUGGCCAACUUCUGGUUCGACCCAGCAUCCCCUCCGGAUGACUGUGCCCUGGGCCAGACCUACACAAGCAGCCCCGGGUACCGGAAGGUGGUGUCCAACGUGUGCCAGGGCGGCGUGGACCUGCAGCGCGGAGCGGCCACCCUCCAGUGCCCCCUCACGCCGCCCCGGGGCCUGCGCGUCAGCAUCCGUGGCCAGACCAUGGCCGUGCUGCCCGGCGAGGAUGUCCUGUUCGUGGUGCAGCAGGAACAGGGUGACGUCCUGACCACCAAGUACCAGGUGGACCUCGGGGAUGGCUUCAAGGCCAUGUACGUGAACCUCACACUGACUGGGGAGCCUGUCCGACACCGCUACGAGAGCCCUGGCAUCUACCGCGUGUCUGUCCUGGCAGAGAACAUGGCAGGGCAGGACGAGGCUGUGCUCUUCGUCCAGGUUAACUCCCCCCUGCAGGCCCUCUACCUAGAAGUGGUUCCUGUCAUUGGCGUCAACCAGGAAGUGAACCUCACGGCUGUGCUGUUGCCCCUGAACCUGAACCUCACCGUCUUCUACUGGUGGAUUGGCCAUAGCCUGCAGCCACUGCUGUCCUUGGAGAACUCGGUAACUACACGGUUUGCAGACACCGGGGAUGUGCGGGUGACAGUGCAGGCUGCCUGUGGGAGCUCGGUGCUGCAGGACUCCAGAGUGAUCCGUGUGCUGGAUCAGUUUCACAUUGUGCCUCUGCGGUUUUCCAAGGACCUGGAUGCCUACAACCCCAACAUCCCAGAGUGGAGGGAAGACGUUGGCCUGGAGGUCACCCGGCUGCUCUCCAAGGAGACCAGCAUCCCUGAGGAGCUGCUGGUGACCGUGGUGAAGCCAGGGCUGCCCACCGUGGCAGACCUGUAUGUGCUCCUGCCCCCUCCCCGGCCCACCAGGAAGAGGAGCCUCCUAAGUGACAAGAGACUCGUGGCCAUCCAGCAGGUGCUGAAGGCUCAGAGAAUCAGUUUCUUCUUGCGUGGCGGGAUCCGUGUCCUGGUGGCCCUGCGGGAUGUGGACACAGGCUUCCAGCGGCUGGGUAGAGGCAGUGGCUACUGGGCAGUGGUGGUCCUCUUUGUCGUGGGGCUCUUCGCCGUGGGAGCGUUCAUCCUGUACAAGUUUAAAAGGAAACGCCCCGGCAGGACGGUGUACGCCCAGAUGCACAACGAGAAGGAGCAGGAGAUGACCAGCCCUGUGAGCCACAGCGAGGAUGCCCAGAGCGCCAUCCAGGGCAACCACUCGGGUGUGGUCCUGAGCAUCAACUCCCGGGAGAUGCACAGCUACCUGGUGAGCUGAUGUUGCCGCAGACCUUUCCCGGACACUCCUCUAUGCCGUUCCCUUUCCCUGUGGGUCGUCGGACCAGCGCCCAGCCAACACCAGGGCAGGAGCAGCAUCCCCUGGACCGACAGGAAGCCACCUCCUCCAGGUGCCCCACGCAAGGGCCAAUGCUCCUUCCCUGUCCGGUUCAAACUGCCCGGCUUUCGGGAGGGGCACGGAGCUGCCAGCCCCGGAUACCUGGACACCCCAGAUACCCCGGACACCCCAGAUACCCCCCACACCCUGACACUCUAAC